Messenger RNA from Durusdinium trenchii, 1263 nucleotides. Lineage: Eukaryota; Dinophyceae; Suessiales; Symbiodiniaceae. The record is from the annotation of a GenBank genome assembly.
AUGACGCAAAUGGACUCUCGGCGCCGGCGACGGCCUCCUGAUGAAGGAGGCGGUAGUCUUGGGCUUUGUCCAUGUCGAACAUACGUGCUGCUAGCAGUGAUUAGUUUCAACGUCCUGCUCUUCAUCUACAACUUCCCUGGCCUAGUGGCUGUCAAGCCUUCCAUAAACCAAAUCACCAGCUCUUGGCUAGACAAGGAUGAGGUGACCAAACUAAUACAGGGCUUGGAAGUGAGAAUUGCCAGGUUGGAAAGUGAAAGACCCUCGAGUACAGGACAAAAGCAAAGCCCUCCUACCUCAAGCCCAAGAUCAACUACUCCAGCUACUCCAGCUCCCGCAGCAUCAAAGCCAACAACACAGGCUGUGCAAACUCCUGCUCCAAGCGAAACAUCAAGCGGCAGUCCACUGCCUUUGCCUCCAUCGCCUCCGAUUUCAAGUCUUGCGCCGGACAUCACUCCACGCACGCGUGAGAAUGGUGGCCUGCUGCACUUGCUGAGCCAUCGGAGUUGCUCACAGGACCAAAGUGCCAAGUGCAACCAGGGCUUCAUCAAGGAGAUGGACAAAAUGAGACAGGAGGCAGAUACUGCGCCGGAGAUUCAGGAAAGGCAUUUGUACACGAGUCUUCCAGACGAGCUCAUGAAUGACCCGCGGUGGCAAACUCAUAUCAAGCCAGGUGUACGUGGGCGUGGCUACUGGUUUUGGAAGGCAGCGCUGUCGCGGAUGCUGUUGUCGCAAGGCGUCCUCCAGAUAGGGGAUGAACUCCUUUAUGUGGACGCGGACUCCAUGGGCAUGAUGAAGCACCUCAUCAAGAUGCGCAGUCGUUUCAAAGAGGACCUCGUACUGGCCGCACAGCCCCAUUGCGAGCAUGUUUGGACCAAAGGUGACAUUUUCCAACGCUUCGGCACAACCUGGAACAACUUGCACUAUGGCCUCACUCAGCAGCCGAAGGCGCAGGCCUUUCUCAUGCGCUUGAACGAGCGCACGGUAAAACUGCUGCAGAUCUGGGAAGCUCUGAUGACGGACUUCCACUUGGUGUCAGACGAGCCUUCCAGGAACAAAGCCCUGGAUGGACCCUGGUUCAAAAGGAAAGAAAAUCGCCAUGAUCAGAGCAUCCUAUCGAUGAUCCUGAAGGCCAGCAUCGCGAAGUCUGGCUCAUGCAACGAGCCCGACUUCAAGUGUGAUCGGCUCGGCUCGGACGAUGAGACAGCCGGCUGGGAGGUGCAUCCGGAGCUAGGCGUGAAAGGCCUCACCGUCAAGUACAUCUAA